This is a messenger RNA of Peronospora belbahrii, 1218 nucleotides long. Lineage: Eukaryota; Oomycota; Peronosporomycetes; Peronosporales; Peronosporaceae. The record is from the annotation of a GenBank genome assembly.
AUGGAAGAGAUUGGUUUGCCCCCUAUUGUUGCAGACGAUGAGCCACUCGUGCCUGUGUCAAUUGAAACAAAGACAGAUUUGUAUGCAAAAUACAAAUCCCUUGAGCGUCAUUUGGAGUUUUUAGAUAUUCAAGAGGGUUAUAUUAAGGAUGAAAUGAAGAAUCUUAAACGAGAACUCAUUCGUGCGAAAGAAGAAGUCAAACGGAUUCAAUCUGUACCGUUAGUUAUUGGUCAAUUUCUAGAAAUGGUCGAUGCCAAUUACGGAAUCGUUGGAUCAACUGCUGGAUCAAAUUACUACGUGCGUAUCCUUAGUACGCUAGACCGUGAGCGACUAAAACCCAACUCGUCGGUAGCAUUACAUCGCCAUUCUCAUGCUGUUGUGGAUGUACUGCCUCCUGAGUCAGACUCAAGUAUUCAAAUGAUGCAAAUGUCAGAACGUCCUGAUGUCUCAUACUCGGAUAUUGGUGGUAUGGACAUUCAGAAACAGGAAGUACGGGAAGCCGUGGAAUUGCCACUUACCCACUUUGAUCUGUACAAACAGAUUGGCGUCGAUCCACCACGUGGUGUACUCAUGUAUGGACCACCAGGAACAGGAAAAACAAUGCUUGCCAAAGCUGUGGCUAAUGCUACGACUGCCGCCUUUAUCAGCGUCGUUGGCUCAGAGUUUGUGCAGAAAUACCUGGGAGAAGGCCCACGCAUGGUGCGCGACGUCUUUCGCCUGGCCAAGGAAAACUCACCAGCUAUUGUCUUUAUUGACGAAGUGGAUGCCAUUGCAACGAAGCGCUUUGACGCUCAGACAGGAGCAGACCGAGAAGUUCAGCGAAUUUUGCUGGAGCUGCUGAACCAGAUGGACGGAUUUGACCAAGCUACGAAUGUCAAGGUCAUCAUGGCCACCAAUCGUGCCGAUACGCUGGAUCCAGCACUGUUACGUCCUGGUCGAUUGGAUCGCAAGAUUGAGUUUCCACUGCCGGAUCGACGACAGAAGCGCCUGAUCUACCAGGCGUGUACAGCAAAGAUGAAUCUUGGAGACGAAGUGGAUCUCGAGGAUUAUGUGAACCGCGCCGAGAAGAUCAGCUCGGCCGACAUUGCAUCAAUUUGCCAGGAAGCAGGUCUGCAAGCAGUGCGCAAGAACCGCUACGUCGUUCUGCCCAAGGAUUUUGACAAGGGCUACAAGAAUGCGAUCAAGCAGGCGGACACGACAUUCGAGUUUUAUCACUAA